AUGUUAGUGGAAACCGUCGAUGGCCACAUUGAAAACCUGAAGUUCCUUGGUCAGGCUUUCACUGGCAUUUCCGAGCACAUGGUAGUGUUCCUAAUAGCUCGUGCCUUGGACGAUGAGACGAAAAAAAUGUGGGAAUCUACUGUGGAGAAAGGAGAGCUUCCAAAAUACGAGACAACGAUCGCCUUUCUUAAGAAUCGCAUUUCUGUGUUGGAGAGAUGCCAAACUUCCAUCGACAUCAGUCAACCUAAACAACGAAUGCAGAUCAGGCAAUCAUCAUCCCAGCUCGCCAAGCAGCCUCCAAAGAAAGCCAAUGCAGCAACAGCUGCACAAUCUGCAGAUCCUCAUUGUGUUUUUUGUGGUGGAAAUCAUUUUUCGUUCAAGUGUUCUGAGUUUAAUGGACUUUCGGUUAGUGAUCGUCUGGCCAAAGUGAAAGAGAAGAAUGUGUGCUUCAACUGCUUGAGACGUGGCCACCAUGUAACUGAUUGCUCAUCGAAGAAAACGUGCUCCAAGUGUCAGCGAAAACAUCACACGUUGCUUCACUCGGAAGAGGGACCACAGCAGCCAAAAUUCAGCAAAGCGGAUGAAAUUUCUAAUUCGUCAUCGGAAUCGUCAGUUCAUGUGCCAGUUACAGCAAGCAUCCAGUCAACGACGAGUGGUGUACCUGUUAAUACUGCUCACUCACGUGUUCCUGAGAAGCCAUCUAUUCAUGUGUUUUUGCUCACAGCGUUGGUCAAUGUAUUGGAUCGAGACCAGCAGCCCCAUCCGUGCAGAGUACUUUUAGACUGUGGUUCGCAAGUAAGUUUCAUCACACAGUCAAUGGCUAUCGCAUUGAACAUGCCGACAGACGAGCUGGGUUGGCUAGUGAGUGGCAAUUAUAUCGAGAGUCUUCAUUCUGGCAUAGUAUUACAAUCCCUCACCGUACGUUCCGAUCCAUUGGAAGAACUUGUGCAAAUAUUUUGGGAAGUAGAGGGUGUCUGUCCUGAGUGCAUAGUAACAACCGAAGGAGAAAAGUGUGAGCAGCACUUUUUGGCAACGCAUCGCCGAGAUUCAACUGGUCGCUAUGUAGUGCAACUUCCGUUGAAAGAUUCCAUGGUUAGACUUUCAGAUUCUCGUUCUAUGGCCCUACGAAGAUUUUUUCUCCUAGAAUCAAAACUGUCUCGUCAUCCCGAUCUGAAACUUAAAUAUGACGCCUUUAUGGAUGAAUACGAAACGCUCCAACAUUGUAAGGAAAUUCAGGAAUCCAACGAUCCUCCAGAUUUAGUCAAAUGGUAUCUCCCACAUCAUGCAGUACUCCGCCCUUCUAAUUCGACAACUCAAUGUCGGGUCGUAUUUGAUGCUUCGGCAAAGGUUUCUGGUAGCUCGUUAAAUGAUGCAAUGAUGGUGGGACCAACCGUGCAAGCCGAUUUUUUGUCAAUAAUUCUCCAGUUUCGUAAAUUCCGAUACUUUCUCAGCGCAGAUAUAGCUAAAAUGUACCGUCAAAUUAUUGUGGAUCCAUGCCAUAGCCCGAUGCAGCGAAUUUUCUGGCGAAAAUCUCCCAACGAAAGAUUGCGUGUUUUGGAAUUAACAACCGUGACGUAUGGCACAGCUUCAGCUCCCUUUUUGGCCACGCGGGCUCUUCUCCAACUGGCUCGUGACGAGCGAGAAAAAUACCCUUUAGCGGCCCGUGUAAUCGAGGAAAGCUUCUACGUCGAUAAUGCACUCUUUGGAUCUAACGAUUUCCAACAGGCAAUCAACAUUCAAGCAGAACUAAUUCAGUUGCUCCAAUCUGGAGUGGUCAACAGUGGAACCAACAACAAGAAGAUCGGACAACAACAGCAGCAGCAGCAGCAGCAGCAAGCUUCGACGAGCAUCAGCACCGAGAGCCCAUGCACGAUCGUGCAUAAACGUGUUUGCUCUGCCUCAUCGGGAUUGAUUCAAGCUGCGCCUGCCGACGAACGAAUGCCAGAAGGAAGGAAGCAGAUUUUCAGCCAGUUGCAGUGCAUGCCAGCUGCAGCCACCGGUGGCGUGAGCGCUACCACAUAG
Molecule: messenger RNA, 2022 nt
Organism: Topomyia yanbarensis
Lineage: Eukaryota; Metazoa; Arthropoda; Insecta; Diptera; Culicidae
Exons: 3
Coding region: 1-2022 (673 amino acids)
Molecular function (GO): nucleic acid binding; zinc ion binding
Source: RefSeq, a predicted model, not a curated record